AUGUCGGGUGGACUGGGACAAAGAUGUGUCCCUAGCGGGGAACAUCUAGAAGAGAAACAAUCGAUCGCUCAGGUUAAGCGAAACGAUAAUCCUAGAUCGACUGGAGAGUCUUUCGUAGAGGAUCUCGCUGUGGUUGCGCAACCCCAGCUAGAGGAAGUAAAGGGAAUAAGUCCCAAGAUUACAAAUACGGCGGAAAUAAGUUCCCCGAAACCCGCGGGAAUAAGUCCCCGGGAAGAAGAAGGAAUAAGUCCUUCGAAGCCUGAGGGAAUAAGUCCCCAGGAAAUGACAGAGACAUUGAAUGUCCUAGUCAAUAACGGAUCAAGUGUAGGCGCUUAUACACUUGAUCUGAUUGCGCCUCCGAAGUUGACUUCGGAGAUCACUCAGUUGCCAACGCUCGAACAUAAAAGGUUCUUGCGUGAUCUGCGUAGUGGCAAAGUCAAGCAGAUCUGCGUACUCGUCGCUGACGACGAGUGUGUAACCGACAUAAGGUCAGCAACAGUGUUUACUGAGAACGAGAGAGUUCUCAGUAGUUCAUCUAUGGAAGAGAGUGUCCUAGAUGAAAAGACACGAGUUGAGCGAUAUGACUCCCAAUCGUGGGAAUCGCUCAAGAAAAAUCCUCUCUAUGAAGAUUUGGUUGAAUUCAAGGAUGUAUUCCCUGAAACUGUUCCGUGCGAAUUACCGCAGGAUAAAGGUAUUCGACACGAGGUCGAGCUUAAACCAGGCUCGAAGUACUGUGUCAUGAAGCAGUGGCCACUGCCUCGUGAACAAGUACUUGCGAUCGACAAGUUCUUUGCCGAUCGUUUAGCUGCGGGCCAUGUGAGGGAAUCAACUUCCCCACAUAGCUCUCCGACCUUCUGUGUGCGAAAAGCAACAGGAGGGUGGCGGAUUGUGCAUGCAUUUAACAAGUUGAACGCUGCAACAGUACCGGCUCAGACGCCGAUACCGAGGAAGGACGUAAUCAUUGAUGGUAUGUCAAAGAACACCAUCUUUUCGUCCAUGGAUUUGAUGGAUGGCUUCUAUCAAAUCCUUAUGCGGGAACGGGAUAUAUCCUAUACCGCAGUUAGCACGCCUAGCGGCAUGCUCUGGGAAUGGCUAGUAAUGCCACAAGGGCUCAGUAAUGCCCCUGCCACGUUCAACAGAUGUGUAUCACAUCUGUUGAGACCAGUAUGA
Molecule: messenger RNA, 1170 nt
Organism: Peronospora matthiolae
Lineage: Eukaryota; Oomycota; Peronosporomycetes; Peronosporales; Peronosporaceae
Source: the annotation of a GenBank genome assembly